AUGGGUCGUCUCGCAGAAAUGCAGCGAAAGCUGCUUGAACAAAUGAUGGGACCUGAAGCAAUGGGUGUCGCCAACGCCAACCUGCAUUGGUCCGACGAGAAAGUCUGUCGUAACUUCCUCUGCGGAACAUGUCCCCAUAUUCUCUUCACCAACACAAAAAUGGACUUAGGCGCUUGUCCGAAAUCUCACAUGGAGCGACUCAAAACGGAGUUCCAAGCUGCUAAAGAAGCAAACCCGUCCGACCCUAUCUUCGCGCGUUUUCAAGCAGAAUACGAAGCGAACAUAUUUUCCUUUGUGGAUGAGUGUGACCGACGUAUUCGAUCUGCUCAUAGGAGGUUGGAAAAGACACCCGAGGAGAACGCGAAGACGACUAACUUGAUGAGGGAAAUCGCGGAAAUCGAGUUGGCUAUACAGGGUGGUACGGAAAAGAUUGAGCAGCUCGGCGAACAAGGGAAAGUCGACGAAUCGAUGCGCGAAAUGGCAGCUAUUGAAGCAUUGAAGAGCGAGAAAGCCGACAAAGAAAGAGAACUCCAACAACUAUCAGACACGUCCGGAGCUUCAGGACACCAAAAGCUUCGCGUGUGCGACGUCUGCGGUGCCUACCUCUCCGUACUCGACUCCGACAGACGUCUGGCAGAUCAUUUCGGUGGGAAGAUGCAUCUCGGAUACCACGAACUCCGCAACAUGCUUCAAAAAUUCAAAGAAGAACGUGAUGCACGCAAAGCCGUCGCUCCACCUUCCUCAGCAGCUCCUGGUGCUCCGCCCACUGGCCCUCCUCGUCCAGGCGAUCGCGACUACCGGUCGUCGAGGGAUGAUUAUCGUGACCGGGACAGGGAUCGUGGAUAUGAUAGGGAUAGGCAUCCUUCGAGAUACGAGUAUGUACAAAUUUCUUUACUAUUGUGCUUGACAGGCGUUUGUGAUACUGAUGAUUGUGUUCUGUGCUUACAGUGA
Molecule: messenger RNA, 951 nt
Organism: Fomitiporia mediterranea MF3/22
Lineage: Eukaryota; Fungi; Basidiomycota; Agaricomycetes; Hymenochaetales; Hymenochaetaceae
Product: LUC7-domain-containing protein
Exons: 7
Coding region: 1-951 (316 amino acids)
Biological process (GO): mRNA splice site recognition
Cellular component (GO): U1 snRNP; U2-type prespliceosome
Molecular function (GO): mRNA binding
Source: RefSeq, a predicted model, not a curated record